Molecule: messenger RNA, 1423 nt
Organism: Xylona heveae TC161
Lineage: Eukaryota; Fungi; Ascomycota; Xylonomycetes; Xylonales; Xylonaceae
Product: alanine--glyoxylate aminotransferas-like protein
Exons: 2
Coding region: 272-1327 (351 amino acids)
Cellular component (GO): peroxisome
Molecular function (GO): L-serine:pyruvate transaminase activity; L-alanine:glyoxylate transaminase activity
Source: RefSeq, a predicted model, not a curated record
AAAGACGAGAAGAUGGAGGACCAACAGAGCAACCAAGCGCCUCACGCAGCGCUGUUGAUCCCAGGACCAAUCGAGUUCGACGAUGCCGUUCUACAAGCUAUGAGCCACUUUAGGUAUUGUCGCCAUUUCACAUGGGAACCCCCCACCCCUCUUCCCACUUUCCUUUCUAUACCAAUUGCCAAGGACGGUUCUCUGACAUCACAUCUCUCUCCUCCGCAGUGAAAGCCAUGUUGGGGCUCCGUUUGUUUCCGUCUUUGGCGAGACCCUUUCCAUGCUGCGGAAGCUCUUUCAGACGACCAACCCAGCUUCUCAGCCCUUUGUUGUGUCUGGCUCUGGUACCCUGGGAUGGGACAUGGUUGCAGCCAACUUAGCAGAGCCCGGCGACGACGUGCUAGUGCUCCACUCCGGUUACUUUGCCGACUCUUUCGCCGACUGUUUUGGUGUUUACGACGUCAAUGCUACACAGUUGAAGGCACCAAUUGGCGACCGCCCUCAGCUGGCUGAGAUCGAAAAGGCCCUGCAGGAGAAGAAAUACAAGCUCAUUACCAUUACACACGUAGAUACCUCUACUGGCGUACUCAGCGACGUGAAGGGCGUGGCUGAGCUCGUCCAUCGUGUAUCCCCCGAAACGCUGAUUGUCGUGGACGGUGUAUGCAGCGUUGGCUGCGAGGAGAUUCGUUUCGACGAAUGGGGACUCGAUGUCAUCUUAACAGCGAGUCAAAAGGCAAUUGGAUGCCCAGCAGGUCUGAGCAUCCUGAUGACUUCUGGCCGCGCCAUUGAGACGUUCAAAACACGAAAGACGCCACCUGGAUCGUAUUUUGGAUCGUUUAAGAAUUGGCUACCUAUCAUGCAAAAUUAUGAAGCCAAGAAGCCGUCGUACUUUGCUACUCCUUCGCCCCAAUUGAUCCGGGCGCUACACACAUCACUCUCUCAGAUCCUCUCUCGGCCACUCGAGGAUCGGUUCGCCGUACACGCAGCCACUUCCCAACGCAUCAAGAAAGCCAUUUCGGAGCUUGGUCUCAAACAACUCGCAGAAAAGCCUGAGAACCAAGCAAAUGGCAUGACGGCAAUCUACUUGCCCGAGGGCAUCCCCGCGCCGCUGGUCCUCGGCGCUCUUCUUAAGCAGGGCGUCAUUUUCGCAGGUGGUCUGCACAAGGCCAUUGCACCAAAGUAUAUCCGCUUUGGACACAUGGGUGUCAGUGUAGUAAGUUUUGUCGUACCCGUUCUAGUCUCAUCCUUUCUAUUUUCAUUUCAAAUUUUUUCAAUUUUUUUUAUUAUAUUUCCUUUUGCAUAUUCGUUCUUAUGGUGCCUGGAUCAUCAAGGCUGACACAUGUACGCAUCCACAGACGGACCCUAAGAGGAACGAUAUUGACAAGGCAAUUCACGGCCUGAAAGUCGCAUUGAAUGAUGCAGGAUGGCGACC